UUUAAUCAAAUUUUCACUCAAUUUAUUCUCUAUCGUUGAGUGCCUUGCAGAGUGUGGUAGUCACAUCGCCAAGAGAUACUUAGAGAGAGAAAGAAGAAAAAAACCUCCAAAAGGCAGCAGUGUUGUCCAAAUAAUAUUCUGAGCAGCAGCAUAACUUUACUAUUUGAUCAAAUGUGGACUAUUUUUUUUAAUGUAAAAUAAAUUAGUUCUUUCAGUUCUCUUUUGAGUGUGAUAGAAUUUUUACCAAUUUGACCCUGAAGAGAAGAAUUUAAAUUAAAAAAAAAGGAAAAAAAAAGUGUUGUGGGAAUGGCUCGAGAUUUGUGGGGUCUUCGUGAAAUUACCACCAACAAUCGUCCAAAACUCCUUCAAGCACUCCUUGCAGAAUUCCUGGGGAUCUUCAUGCUAAAUCUCUUUGGAUGCUUAGCAGCAACAUGCGGAAAUCCUGCCGUGAUCUCCCUCACCUUUGGCCUUGAGGUCUUUGUGAUAAUCUCGAUUCUAGGUCAUGUGAGUGGAGCUCACAUAAAUCCAGCUGUUACCCUGGCUUUCCUUAUAUGUGGUCAAAUGACCAUCCUUCGGGCUAUUCUUUAUGUGAUUGUUCAGUGUUUGGGUGCUGUGGCAGGAACAGCAGGACUGAAGGUAUUCCUCCCUGAGACGGAACACAGAGAGCUGUGCCAUUUGUACCUUCAUCCAGACAUCACAGUUACGCACGGUGUCUUCAUUGAGCUCCUCCUCACCUUCCUGCUUGUCCUCUGCAUCUUGGGAGUUAGUGAUGAAAAUAAAUCAGAUUCCAAGUUUUCAGCAGCCCUCACAAUUGGAUUAAUUGUGGUGCUGGGAAAUUUAUCUGCCAUCAACUUCACCGGUGCCAGCAUGAAUCCAGCCCGGUAUUUCGGGUCUGCCGUCAUAGCUGGGUCCUGGGAGAAUCACUGGGUGUACUGGGUGGGUCCUCUCUUGGGUGCCAUUGUGGCUACCACUGUAUACUGGGGUGUCUUCAGAGCUCCUCCUCCUCUGCACAAGGGAAGAUGAACGUAUGGAGGACACCAGCAAUUUAUGCC
Messenger RNA from Lutzomyia longipalpis, 1052 nucleotides. Its product is annotated as aquaporin-like. Gene Ontology annotation, biological process: transmembrane transport. Lineage: Eukaryota; Metazoa; Arthropoda; Insecta; Diptera; Psychodidae. Gene Ontology annotation, cellular component: plasma membrane. The transcript has 3 exons. Gene Ontology annotation, molecular function: water channel activity. The record is from RefSeq and is a predicted model, not a curated record. Bases 307 to 1023 code for a protein of 238 amino acids.